Molecule: messenger RNA, 381 nt
Organism: Macrosiphum euphorbiae (potato aphid)
Lineage: Eukaryota; Metazoa; Arthropoda; Insecta; Hemiptera; Aphididae
Source: the annotation of a GenBank genome assembly
AUGAUAAACCUUCCAAUAGAUGUAACAGCUAAUCAAAUUUUUAAUGCUCCAAAAUCAAAAGAUCCAAAAACCAAACGACCAAUGUCAGAAGAAGGACAACACUAUCAAGAAAAAAUCCCAUUACCUCCACUGUAUAAAAGAAACAUACUUCAAAACUGCAAAAUGUGCACAAAAAAACACGUUAGGAAACAAACCCAGUAUCAAUGUAAAGCUUGCAAUGUUUUACUGUGUCCUGGUUCAUGUUUUGAAGAUUAUAUGACAUCAGUACAUCACCAUAUCAAUUUGAACCAACGAAAUCAGAUUUCUGCGAUGACUAUGAUUCUUUUAAUACUAACCAUAAUUAAUUUAGCCAAUGCUUUGGUAGAUCAUUGCUUCAAAUAG